This is a messenger RNA of Erigeron canadensis, 1654 nucleotides long. RefSeq names its product chromatin assembly factor 1 subunit FAS2. Gene Ontology annotation, molecular function: protein binding. Gene Ontology annotation, cellular component: CAF-1 complex; nucleus. NCBI's taxonomy places the organism in Eukaryota, Viridiplantae, Streptophyta, Magnoliopsida, Asterales, Asteraceae. The transcript has 12 exons. Gene Ontology annotation, biological process: nucleosome assembly; DNA replication-dependent chromatin assembly. Bases 117 to 1487 code for a protein of 456 amino acids. The record is from RefSeq and is a predicted model, not a curated record.
UCUCCCCCCUUUUCUUCCCCUCUUUCUAAAAACCAACUCACAUGUAAAAUAACACUAACCCUAAUCCUUUGGACGAUUCAAUCUAUAUUAUACCUAAUAUAAAUCAAAUCAGAAAGAUGAAAGGAGGUACGCUUCAGAUCAAUUGGCACGACACGAAGCCCGUCUUAACCCUAGAUUUCCACCCUUUUUCCGGCCUUCUCGCCACCGCCGGCGCCGAUUUCGACAUCAAGCUGUGGUUGAUAGGCCCAUCUGAAGAAGGGGAAAAGAAAGUGCCUACAGCUACUUAUCAAAACAGUCUUUCUUAUCAUGGAUCGGCUGUUAAUGUUAUCCGUUUUUCGCCUUCCGGAGAGUUUCUCGCCUCCGGUGCUGAUGGCGGCGAGCUAAUAAUAUGGAAGCUGCACAAUUCUGAUUCGGGUCAUGCAUGGAAGGUCCUCAAGACACUGUCGUUUCAUCGAAAAGAUGUAUUGGACCUCGAGUGGUCUCCUGAUGGUACAUUUCUCAUAUCUGGAUCAGUGGAUAAUUCGUGUAUAAUAUGGGAUGUAUAUAAAGGGUCUGUUCAUCAGAUUUUAGAUGGUCAUUUUCAUUAUGUUCAAGGUGUAGCAUGGGAUCCCUUGAAUAAGUAUGCUGCUUCGCUCAGUUCAGAUAGAACAUGUCGUGUAUAUGUCAAUAAACCACAAAAUAAAACUAAAGGAAGUGAGAAGCUAAAUUUUGUAUGCCAGCAUGUCCUUACAAAAGUGGAACCACAAGUGUUAGAAGAAUCCAAGUCUGCUAAACACCACCUUUUUCAUGACGAGACACUGCCAUCUUUUUUUAGAAGACUAGCAUGGUCACCUGAUGGUUCAUUUCUUCUUGUGCCUGCUGGUUUAUACAAACUCUCGCCCACUUCUGAACCUGUCAACACCUCUUAUGUUUUGUCAAGAAAAGACCUGUCAAGGCCUACAUUGAUGCUUCCUAGUGCCAGUAAAGCUGUUGUAGCAGUGCGGUUCUGUCCCCUGGCCUUCAGCCUUCGUGGGUUGAGCUUAUCUUCAUCUUUCAAGCUUCCAUAUCGGUUGAUUUUUGCGAUUGCCACGUUAAAUUCGUUAUAUGUGUAUGACACGGAAGGCAUUGAGCCUAUAACAGUCUUAGCUGGACUUCACUAUGCAGCCAUAACAGAUAUUGCAUGGUCCCCCACAGCCAAGUUCUUGGCACUGUCUUCACAAGAUGGUUAUUGCACGCUUGUGGAAUUUGAGAACGAUGAAUUGGGAGUACCUGUCUCCUUUUCAGGAGAUGAGCAAAUUGCAGCAGAUCGACACACACUCAUCGCCCAUGAUGUUGAGAGCAUGGAAAGAACAAGAGAGAUCAAGAAAGUGAAUGAAAUUACAAAUGUUGAUGCUAUGGAAGCACAUAAACAGGAAGGAAAAUCAGCGCAACCUAGCUUGGUAAAUACUGAGAAACAAGAAGGAAAACAACCAGCCAAAAGAAGAAUCACACCCAUGGCCAUAGAUUGAGUUGAGCCUAUAGAAGGUGGCAUGUUUUAUCCGUACAAAAUUGUAUUGUUCGUUUUAAAUAUUUGGGCUGAAAGUAGACGUAAUCCAUUCAGAGUCCCCAGAUAUCACAAAUGCAUAUUGGUCCAACUUACUGUAGUUUUCUUUUAAGUUCUAAAAUUCCUCAUCAA